AUUAAAGGUGGACAUACUUGUAUUUUGAAAAUCGCUCCAAUGGCAGAUGACGAAGAAGAAGAAGUGGUUGUUGCGCCCAAAAUCGAACGCAAACGUGACAAGGAGAGCACAAUGGCGACUAGACGUGGGAGGCCAAUUAAGAUAAAUCCAAAGUAUGGUGCAGCUACAGAUGUCCCUGUGUCUGCUGUUCAGGAAAAUGCAGGAUCCAGUAUGCAGACUGCACAGCAAGUGUGCAGACAAAUCCCUGUGUCUGCUGUUCAGGAAAAUGCAAGAACAGAAGUUGCACCCACCAUACAAAUACAAUUCCAAAAUGCAAAGCAAACAAUAGAAGUUCAAAAACAGAAAAUCCUUCACCUGGAGGAUAAGGUUAACUCUCUGACAGAGGAGAGAAAUUAUCUUCGUGCAAGACUUGAAGAUGCUUUAAUUCAGAAGGGUCCCUCAGAAGGGGUACCUACACAGACUGCAACUACAAGAAAGAGCAGUACUUCUGAAUCUUCAAAUUUUUCAACUUCCGAGUCCUCUGAUUCUGAGCCCCCAAAACACAAAAAAAGAAAGGUUAAGGAGAAACACAGAGCGAAAAGACAUAAGAAAUCAAAGAAAUUGACUUCUGACUAUUCCAAAAGAGUGCAUACCCCAGAAGAAUCGCUGAAGAGGUACUACAAGGUAUUAAACCUUGUAAAACAGGGCCUGAGUAAGGCAGAGGCCUACAACAGACUAAACGUUGACAGGAACACAAUAGUCAUCCAGGCUCCAAUUGCAGAGUUAGCAGCAGCUAAUCCAGAAUCAUUCCGCAAGCUAAGGCAGAUGUUUAAAAAGGGAGAUAGCAUCCUGAAAUUUGCCGAAAGCUGUCUUUGUCUUUGUAAAGAAAAGGCCAAUGAGGAUGUGAUUAAACAAAUGAAAGAGGCAAAUGACCUGCUUGACAUAAAUAAAAAAUGAACGAUAAGCACACAUUAUAGUUGUUAGGGGGUUGUUCUUGUGUUAGGAAUUUGUUUAAAUCAUUUAAUCCUGACAA
This is a messenger RNA of Carassius auratus (goldfish), 1012 nucleotides long. Its product is annotated as coiled-coil domain-containing protein 106-like. NCBI's taxonomy places the organism in Eukaryota, Metazoa, Chordata, Actinopteri, Cypriniformes, Cyprinidae. The record is from RefSeq and is a predicted model, not a curated record. Gene Ontology annotation, cellular component: nucleoplasm. The transcript is spliced from 6 exons. Bases 40 to 936 code for a protein of 298 amino acids.